AACCUACCCAGUGGCAUCUCUCAAAUUCCACCGCUGGAUAGACGUAAGAUAGAUCUCCCUCGGCAAGUCGCCAUGGACUCCCGCUCCCGCAUCGACGCUGCGGAAGAAGCGCGCCGCCGGCAGGUGAUGGACAGCCUCGGCGUGUACGACGCCGAGUGGGCGCUGUCCAAGGUGUUGGAGCAGUCUGACGUCCAGGCCGGGCAGAACCGGCUUCUCCUGACCAAGGAGGCGGUGCAUGCUGGCCCCAUCCCGAAGCUCUUCCCGGAGCUGGACGAGCUCCGCGACGACGGCAUGAACGCCGAGAACAAAGUCUCGGUCAAGGUCCUCGACGCCGAGGGCCGCGAGAAGAACGUGAGCCUCCGCUUCCUCAACUCGAACAAGGCGUACAGGAUCAUGGGGCCUGACUGGAGGCGGCUGGUAGAGGAGAGCCGCAUGCGCAAGGGAGACCGCCUCGAUAUCUACACUUGCAGGCGCGGCGAUGGCGAAAGGUGCCUCUUCGUGUUCAUGAUCAGGGCAGUGGUGCCGGAGAUACCUGCCGGAGCAACAGUCUUGUGUUGAGACGGACGGGUUCUGCGGCGGGUCACGCCGUCGUCAAUGGCAGUCAAAAUGAUCCAAGAUCACGCUUAUGAUCGUUCGAGGUAUAUGCCGUUGAUUGGUGAGAUUAAAUCGUUGGUUUCUGAGGAUAGGGAGAUCGCUAUCAGGCGUACACAGAAUACAACUAGCCUUUUUUUCUUUUUUCUUUUUGAGAGAGAGAGGCAGAACAGGAAUAGGACUGCCAUGCCAAUAAAAUCCUCCUUUGUCAAAAAAAUGCAGAUAGGUAGCUGGCUGCUUCGUUCUUUUUUUCUUUUGUCUUUUUACCCAAAAAUAGAGCCUUUGGUGGAGAUUUACAAUGCAUAAUUUGGUUGAGUUUUGAAAAUGGUCUUGUCAAGUAUCUACUGCCCAUUGCAUCCAUUGAGAUCAUCUUCGACAGGCACCCAAAAACUGCUAUGCACGUUAAAAUAUUUGUUUUUGAAACACCGAAGACAGAAAACAA
This is a messenger RNA of Hordeum vulgare subsp. vulgare (domesticated barley), 1033 nucleotides long. RefSeq lists its product as uncharacterized. The transcript has a single exon. NCBI's taxonomy places the organism in Eukaryota, Viridiplantae, Streptophyta, Magnoliopsida, Poales, Poaceae. The coding region runs from base 73 to 558 and encodes 161 amino acids. The record is from RefSeq and is a predicted model, not a curated record.